GUGUCGCACAACUACUAUGAUACGGACACCAGUUUUUCAUCUACGUUAUGGAAAUCGAUGGGCUCCCAGUUUCGAGCCGUUCGGCAUGACCCCAACGUGAGGGCUGUUAUCUUAUGUUCUAACACUCGGGCCUUCACCGCUGGUCUAGAUUUGAAACAGGACGGACUUUCCAUAGUGGUUAGCAACGGCAGUGAUCCUGCUCGGUCAGCGCUUAUGUUACGUGAUCAUGUUCUCGAGUUCCAGGCCGCCAUCUCGACCAUCGAGGAGUGUGAAAGACCUGUGAUUGCUGCGAUUCACGGGGUUUGCUACGGGCUUGGAAUCGACAUCGUGUCAGCUUGUGAUAUUCGGAUAUGCUCCAAGUCAACCAGAUUCAGUAUCAAGGAGGUAGAUGCAAGCAUUGCAGCAGACAUUGGUACACUACAACGGCUCCCCAAGUCGACAGGCAAAGAUUCGCUGCUACGUGAACUGGCACUGACAGCACGCGAGUUUGGGGCGCCGGAAGCGAUUGAGCUUGGAAUCGUAUCCAAGAGUCAAGUCGUUGAAGGUGGUAAGGAGGAAGUGUGGCUCAAAGCCGAGGAGCUUGGUCGCAUGAUUGCAGCUAAAUCUCCUGUAGCCACCUUAGGUACCAAACAUCUACUGAACUAUUCUCGUGAUCACAGUACACGAGAUGGACUUGAUUACACUGCUUUAUGGAGUGCAAGCACUCUGCAAGCCCAAGAUGUUAAGGACUCUAUCCAAGCGAGGCUCUCGAAAAAUAAUUUGGUACACUUUAAGCCUUUAGGAAAGCUUUAG
Messenger RNA from Melampsora larici-populina 98AG31, 792 nucleotides. RefSeq lists its product as uncharacterized. The annotation marks the transcript as partial. NCBI's taxonomy places the organism in Eukaryota, Fungi, Basidiomycota, Pucciniomycetes, Pucciniales, Melampsoraceae. Gene Ontology annotation, molecular function: delta(3,5)-delta(2,4)-dienoyl-CoA isomerase activity. Gene Ontology annotation, cellular component: mitochondrion. The transcript has 4 exons. The record is from RefSeq and is a predicted model, not a curated record.